CCAGCAGGACCUCUCGUAAGCUGCAGACAGAUGGAUCGUGUGAUUGUUCUGGUGGAUAUGGACUGUUUCUAUGUACAAGUAGAGCAGAGACUGAACCCCGCUCUGAAGAACAAGCCGUGUGCCGUGGUACAAUACAAGACAUGGAAGGGAGGAGGGAUCAUUGCCGUGGGAUACGAGGCUCGUGCAUUUGGUGUGAAGCGGAACAUGAUGGGUGAUGAUGCGAAGAAGCUGUGUCCAGAUAUCCUGUUUGCUCGUGUGCCAGAGUUGCGGGGAAAAGCUGACCUCUCGAAGUAUCGGGAGGCAGGAGCUGAGGUCAUCCAGGUGUUCAGUCAGUUCAGUCAGUGUGUGGAGAGAGCCAGUAUAGACGAAGCCUAUGUUGACCUCACACAGGAAGUAGAUGUCAGAAUGAGGCUGAUGGAAGGUUCCAAGGUGGUUGAGAGCCAGUUGGAGCAUACUGUCAUCACUGGAUGGGAGAAACCUAAAUCCCAUUUGUCUGACGAGGAGCAUAACCAAGGUGAUGAUACAGGAGGGGGUACGCGAGACUGGCUGGGCAUGGUGUACGAGGGUGGGGACAUGGAGGUGUCCAACCAGAGACUGGCUGUUGGCGCUGUGAUUGUAGAGGAGAUGAGGGCUGCUGUGUACAGGGAGACUGGCUUUACAUGUUCUGCUGGCAUCGCUCAUAAUAAGAUGUUGGCCAAGCUGGCCUGUGGCUUUCACAAGCCCAACAAGCAGACAGUUCUCCCCCACAACUCCGUGGAAGGACUCUUCAGUUCUCUGCCCCUGAAGAAAGUGCGCCACCUGGGGGGGAAACUGGGAGAGUCGCUGGUGCAGCAGCUGGAUGUGGAGAACAUGGGGGACCUGUGUCGCUUCUCGGAGAGGGAGCUGCAGCACAUCGCGGGGGACAAGACAGGGGCCUGGUUGUAUGACAUGUGUCGAGGGUUGGAGUACGAGCCGGUGUCUGCCAGACAACUGGCCAAGUCCAUAGGGUGCAGUAAAACCUUCCCAGGGAAAACCUGUUUGGACACAAGAGAGAAGGUUAGCUUUUGGCUGUCGGAACUGGCAAAGGAAGUGGAGGAGAGACUGGUGAAGGACAGAGACAGUAACAAGCGUGUGGCGAAAACGUUGACUGUUACCGUGUCCUACAUCGGAAACCCCUCAUCGGUGAUGGCCACCAGGUCAUGUGGCAUCAUCAAGUAUGAAGCCAAGAAGUUCACAGACGACGCCUUCUCUCUCAUACAGAGACUGAACACAUACAAGCCACACCAGAAAGCAUGGGCACCUGCUAUUCUGAUGCUGGGCCUGUCGGCCAGCAAGUUCACGGAGAACAAGGGGAGUGGAGGCAGCAGCAUCUCAGAUCUGUUUGCUGCAGCAGCGUCACAAGCACCCAGACCGUCUCCAGUGAUGUCAGAUACCUCGGACACAGAUAAUAGUGCACUCGGUCAGCAUGGUCCGGCUGUGAGGAAACCCAAACGGGGAAGCAUUGAGACAUUCUUCCAAACUCAAACAAGGGAUGGUGCUUCGAGUAGGACGAAUAGUUCAAAUAUUGAACAUGUUCAAAGUACCUCUGAUGGUGACACUGUCACAAGUGAAGCUUAUACCAGUAUAAAACAAGCUUUUGCUUACACAGAUGUUACAGAGAAAAUAAAACCUAAGGGAUUUUUUGCUUCCAAAACUGCCGCAAGAAAAUUCAGACAUAUGAACAUGGGAAGUGUGUCUGAAACAGAAGAUGGAGAUUCCAACUUGUCUGUGCCAGAUAGGCGGGAAACGUCCAGCACGGACAUUGUAAUCUGUGCCUCAGAGGGCCGAUCUCAUAAUGAGGUUGAGAUGAGUGAAGACCACAUCCCAGUGGAGUCUCUGGAGGAGGGUUCUGGGCUGACUGGUGAAGACUCCUGUGAUGUUGAUGGUGCUGAUGAUGAUGACGAUGAUGGUGAUGAUGAUGAUGACGUUGAUGAUGGUGCUGCUGCUGCUGCUGCUGAUGAUGAUGAUGAUGACAUUGACGAUGAUGAUGCUGCUGCUGAUUUUGAUGAUGUUGAUGGUGGCAGUGAAGUGCUGACAGUUGGAAACAGCUCUGAUCAUGAUUUGACUGUGACCUCAGACUUGAUUCAUCACAGGCAAGACAAUAAUGUGAUUCAACCAUCCGAGAACUUUGGUUCCCCUGACGUGGGGACGGGUGCUGUAGCUCCCCUGGAUGACGAUGAUGUGAUGCGGUGUGAUAAAUGUGGCAGAACUCUCCCCAUCUGGGAAAUGCCAGAACACUCCGACUACCACUUUGCUCUGGAACUACAGAACUCUUCCCAGAAUGCAACAAUGGUUACGCAACCUUCCGUGUCCAAUCAAGCCAAGCGGAAGUGUUCUCCGGACAAACGUGGCAAAAAAACCAAAAAAGCAAAGGUCGAGAAAGGGGGAGGUAACAGCAUGAAUCUGUUAACUUUUUUCAGGAAACAGUGAUUCUUGUCUGUCAGACGUUACUGAAGGGGUUUUACUUUGAAUGUGACACAGUUAUACGGUGUCUCCUUGGGCGAGAAUCCAAAUAUUGUGCCACAACUUUUACAAUUUUAGUAUCUCCAUGUUAUUCUGGGGUAGCUGUAGUAUUGUGGGUUAUUGACAAACCUCGCUGAUACAAGGCUGAUGGAAGGCCAGUCAAGUAUGGUAGGGAGGUAAUGAAGCACACCCUCAGUUAUAUCAUAACAUGCUAUGUGUGAUGACAAUGCCAUAGCAAAGUUAUUACUUUUCAGAACCAAUUUUAUAAGUAGGGCUUUGUGGGAGUAUAACUUAUUAUAGAUUUGAAGGCUCACAUGAAUAUGAAGUGUAAAUUAAGAUAUUCUGGGAAGCCUUACUAAUCUUGGUAAUAUGUUCAUGAAUCAUCUUUAGGUACACAUAUACAGUCAAACACCAUUGUGUCGAAAUUAUGUUUGUCUUGAAGUGAAAGCUUGGUCCCUCCGUAUUCGUUCUUUAUUUAUCAUUUUCGGUUUAGUCGAACCUCGGAUAACUCGAAGUCCCUUCAACUUGACACAGAAGUGAUUGACUGUAUACUUUCAACUUUUCGUAAGGAUGCUGAAGUACUUUACAUUAUUACAUCUACAUGUUAUGAGUAAUGAAAUGAUA
Messenger RNA from Haliotis rufescens (red abalone), 3105 nucleotides. RefSeq names its product DNA polymerase eta-like. The transcript has 10 exons. NCBI's taxonomy places the organism in Eukaryota, Metazoa, Mollusca, Gastropoda, Lepetellida, Haliotidae. Gene Ontology annotation, molecular function: damaged DNA binding; DNA-directed DNA polymerase activity. Gene Ontology annotation, cellular component: nucleus; replication fork; site of double-strand break. The record is from RefSeq and is a predicted model, not a curated record. Bases 31 to 2448 code for a protein of 805 amino acids. Gene Ontology annotation, biological process: response to radiation; error-prone translesion synthesis.